Caenorhabditis auriculariae is the source of this 2126-nucleotide messenger RNA. The record is from the annotation of a GenBank genome assembly. NCBI's taxonomy places the organism in Eukaryota, Metazoa, Nematoda, Chromadorea, Rhabditida, Rhabditidae.
AUGUCGUCGUCGCGCAAGCAGUCGAUCGUCGAGGCGGCCGAGAAGACGUUCGACAAGAACACGCUCAUUCUCAUCGUCAACGUCAUCAUCCUCGCCGUGCUCAUCUCGAUGCUCUACAUGGUUGCCACGUCGGCGAUGGCCGCCAGUGGCGCCAAGUCCGAGCAUUAGAGCUUUUUCAAAACUCUUCAAUAACUUUCUUUUCACUGGUCCGUUUUUUUUUCUCAAAAAUUCUCCAACCAAGAUUAGAAGAUUUCGAGAAAGGCCGAUUUUUAAAGAAACGCCAAAAUAAUAAGUUUGUUUUCAUAUAUUUUCAUCGAAGCAUGACUGUGUUUUUAUGAGAUAAACUGCCUCUAAAUCACUUCCUACCAGACUUAUUUUACGUGAAGAGUUGAGUUAUUUGUCGAAUGUCUCGAAAAACGACAGCCAGCAAUCGGCGUGACAUUCAGAGCUUGUCGAAAACAGAAAACAAUCGAUAUUUUGGGGGAAUUUUGGCGAAAGCUGGUAGGACCUGUGUUCGUUGUCACAAACCGCUCUUCCUCUCGUUGUAAUCAGGAAGUCGGACAGUUGGCGGAGAGCAAUUUAUGGCCGACGGAGGGUUGCGAUUUUCCUUGGCACAACGCAUUAUUUUUUUGAUGUUUCAAUGAGGCGUCAAGUCGUAUAAUUGAUUACCAGUACUGCGAAUACUGCCCAAAACAUAAAAACGAUUUUGGCUCAUUUUUUCGUGAAUUAUAGAAUUCUUCACAAACUAUUUCUCUUGUUAGACGGUCUUAGCUAAAAACUACAGAUUCACCACCAAGUGAAUAAGACAGACACAAAAAAAUUAACUUUUUUUUUUCCAAACUUCCACUUAAUGAUCGCAAUUUCGAAUUCAAAACAUAAUAUCCGCCCAACAGCCGCACCAUUUUCUUGUUCUCGGACUCUUGAUAGUUAAUUACAACAACUCCGUGACGAAUUUUGUAUCAUCGAUCAUGAGGAAAAAACAAAACAGCACGAGGUCGCAUUUUGAGCCAACUGUGACUUCUCAGUUUUCCUCAGAGCAUUAUUUACAAGGACAUCACCUUUUGAAACAUUUUUUUAAAGGAAUCAUUGGUCAUUCAAAUGUUAAGAAGCUCUUAACAGAAUUAAGCUUGGAAAAGAAGUUUUCAGAAAACUAAAGUUCAAUAUUUAUUUACAGGUACAAUGGCCGGCAACGAAAUGUACAUUCGACACUCUGUUUAAUAUUAUUCGCGUUAGGAUCUUUGCUCAAUUGCGUAAAACCUGUUCUCAAACAAUUCUGCCACGGAGAAGGACCAUCUUCGUCUUUUCGCUGCACACUGGGCAGCUGAAGUCUCGCGUCGCCGUGCAGGUAUAGCAACAAAUGUGGCGGCAUCUCAAAUACUUCAGUGACCGCUUCGAAAGUAGAAAAUAGGGGAUUUAGAAGAACAUACGAGAAGAACGAUUCAAUAGUUUGAGACGAGUCUAUUUUUGUAAUAGUUGAAAAACUAGAAGGUUUCCCAUGAUCCAGCAUGCUUUUCCGAGAAGUGAAUGAAUUUUUCAACUUUUUGAUAAGUUUGAAACUCAAAUUAUGAACUCGGUAAAUAUAAAACUCGGAAACUAGACUAAAUCUUUUUUUCCAGAUUAUUCAACUUUAGUUGAUUAACCACCUCUCUGACAAAUCAGAACUUCCUGUCUUGACUUGCUUGCGUCAUAAAAUCAGAAAAUUUGCCAUUGUUUACAAAAGCGAACGAUUUGAUCAAAAUUUCUGACUUUUCUGUGAACUUUUCUCAACCGAUCUCUGAUGCUCAAAAAAUCAAUAAAACUAUUUCUGCUCUAUUUGGGCAAACCUAAGUUUACUGAAAAAAAAGUCUCAUCCCUCGCAAAAGGGGAAUUUCAUCUAGGUAAAAAUUUGCAGAUCUUACUACAGGAUCGAAUAAAUUGAGUUCAAGUUCAAAAUGUUUAGCCUCCUCAUUCUUCAUAGAAGAGGUCAUGGGGCCUUACUUCGUUCCAACCAUGGGAAUAACAGCCGGUUUGUCGCAGAUACCGCAUUCGUGAGCGUCGCCGACGUCGUCUUCGGCGAGUCUGCGAGCGAGUCUUCGGUUUUGCACCGUCUUCUCUCUGACGACGCGAGCCAGCGGCAUGCCCAGUAG